CACACAUGUUGUACUUCCACUGCCCAUCUGCCUCAAUACAGCACCAAGCUUGUGGAUGCAUCCUUGAGUAGCAGCUGUAUCACUGUACAAUCUGCAUUAUGGAUAGAACCUCCUAUUUAAGCUCCACCAAGGUCAAAUAUUAAAUCAAUUAAAGUAGUUUGUAAAACCUACUCAUUAAAAACAAUCUGCCACAUUGAACACACAAUGAUUGUUUAGACAAUUGUUCAUUCGAAGUAAUUCUGGAAAACAUUUGUUUCCUGGGUUUAUUUGCAAUCCUGUAGUAUUAGUUGUCUUGAUGAAUAAUGAAUACGUGGUCAACCGUCUCUGGGCUUUUAUGCCAUUUGUUCGACUAAAUGCACAGAUUAUGCCAAGUUAAGCAUCAGUGUCUACAACUGCAAGAGAUGCAGCCAGGUUCUAGAGAGCAUCACUACAUCUGCAUGCCUGUCUGCGUGAACAUGGGCAGGCUUCUUAGGCUGUGUGUGUAUUUGUAUUUGUUGGAGCACGGAGACAGAGAGAGACAAGGGGGAGAGAGAGAGAGAGAGAGAGAGAGACAGGGGGAGGGUGACUGUCUGUGGGUAUGGAGGACAUGAGGGGGGGCUGAUGCUGAUGUCUCUGCUGUAACCUUGGUUGCUAUCGUACAGCAGCAGGGUCUGCCCUUCCCUUUUAGUCAUUGGCUUGCCACUCUGACCACAAGCCAUGUGGUUUGGGCAACAACCAAUGAAAUAGAGGUGAUGCUCCUUUAAUAGUGUUCUGUCUUAAAGAGACAGCAACGGGUGCCUUAUUUGUUUUAUUCUGGAAAUUCUUUCCAUGUUGCACAUCACUUGUAAUGAAUCAUUCCUUUGUGUGUUUACAUUCAGUCAAGCUUGUGACGAAGGACUGAGGGAGAGAUAACAGGAGUGUGCUUAAAGGACAUCCUUUUUGUGUGUGUGUGUGUGUGUGUGUGUGUGUUCAUUUCUGUGUGUGCACUACAAUGUGCAGAGAGAAGUCUCCCGGGGUAAACAGAGUCAUUGUGAAUAUGUUGCUGCCUUUUUCGCAGCUAAGCUACAUAAAUCCUCCCCGCUGUGCCAACAUGGAGGUACACAUGAAUAUUCCCACUCAGUCUCUCACUCUUUCUCACACCCUUGCACACACACAUAUUUUUCGACAGACGUACAUGCUGUCUCGUCGCACAUGCGCACUCUGAGGCUGAGAGCAGAAGCAGGCACAGACACGCACACACACACAUGCAUGCGCCUGCAGCCACACUGCCUGAUUAGCUUGCGAGAGCUGUCUACAGCAUCCAGGGAAAUGGCGCAAGAGGCAGAGCAUUGGAGGAGCAACGGCAGCCUAAAGCAGCAGGAUUAGACCUCUGGCAUCCCGGCCAGCUGAGGCAUGGAUUGACUCGGAGCAGGGGACUGGGCUACGGAGCGAUCAGGAGGCAGCCUGCCUGACUGUGGACUGACUGUGUGUUGCUGGGAUCGGUGUGAGACGGCUGAUGCACCGGUAGGACUGGGCCGGGCCUCUGGAUCCGUACCGUGGGGGAGGGGCAGCCGACGCAGGGAGAGGGAGCCUGUUUUUCCAGACCACAGCUCUGGUGUGAUCCUCCAGCCUGACCGUCUGCCACAGGCCUGCCUGCAUCCCUGCCUGCAUCCCUCUCUGUCUCUCUCUCUCUCUCCCCCUCUCAUCCUCCCCAUCCUUGUUUUACUCUUGCUAUUGUCAUCUGCUUCUCCCUUCUUCCUCCUCCGAUGUUCCCGCUGUCAUCCAAGCUCCCUCUACCUCCAUCACUCGAUACUCUGGUCAUCUUUCUGUCCUGGCGUCACCAUCACUCCAUCCCUCUCACCUCCACCGUCUAAAUAUUUUAGUACUGUUUGCCAAGCAGCUCAGCUCUCGCAACAACAUUUCUUCGUUCACAUCUCUCUCACAUCCCCACUCAUCUCCUCCAUCGGCUCCUUUCUGUGCCCUUCAGCCGCUCCCCCGCUCCCUCUCCUUUUCCGUUUCCCUCCAUCUUCCCUCUUUCGGCUCCCAUCCACCUCUACCCUGCAGUGACUGUAUAUUUGGGUCAGUCUGCUCAGCAAAUGGGAUGAGAUGUAGUCUCCACAGCAGCCAGAUCCAGGGGGCUCCUGGUCUGCCCAUCAGGGGGAUCCUCAUCUUCGGACCACACUUAGGCUGGAGCCUGACUCUGGACUGACUGGGUGGCCUGUUUUGGGGUGCUGCAUGUAGCUGAGGACAGUCUGCACCAGCAGCCCCCACCCUCACCCCCUUACCCUGUUCCUUCGCCCUCUCUCGGGGCAGCCGUCACUCUGGAGUGUCCCGGCUUGUCUGGCUGUGGCCUCUCCUCACACACCCUGACGACGCCCUCAUGCCACUGGGGCACCCGCAGCGCCCCCACUCCUCUCCACUACCACACCUCCUGCCUGUGCCACCGGCCCAAACCCCCCACUACCCUCAACAUGGGCGUAGUGGAGGCCAUUGACCCGGCGCCAUCCCCCUGCCCCUCGCCUGUACCAGGGGGCUACAGGCUGCCCCGCUCCUCCAGCUACAGCCCCCUGCAGGGGAGGGCAGGGGCAGAGCUGGACCUCGAUGCGGCUGCUGGAGGGGUCCUGGAGGGAAGCGGGACGGCGGCGGAGCGCAGGACGCCCCUAGUGGAUCUGUUCUGUGAGACCUGCUCCAGGCCCUGGCUCAUUGGCUGGUGGGACCAGUUCAAGAGGAUGUUGAACAGGGAGCUGUCCCAUUUGUCGGAGAUGAGUCGCUCAGGGAACCAGGUGUCAGAAUACAUCUCCACUACCUUUCUAGAUAAGCAGAACGAAGUGGAGAUCCCGUCCCCGACUUCGAGGGAGAGGGAGAAGCCCAUGUGUCAAAUCAGUGGUGUGAAGAAGCUCACGCACAGUUCCAGCCUUUCAAACUCCACCACGCCUCGAUUCGGUGUGAAGACUGAACACGAGGAUGCGCUAGCCAGGGAGCUGAACGACUUAAACAUCUGGGGCCUUAACAUCUUUCGUGUGGCAGAGUUCUCUAAUAACCGUCCCCUCAGCUGCACAAUGUAUGCCAUCUUCCAGGAGAGAGAUCUACUGAAGACCUUUAGGAUCCCUGUGGAUACAUUCGUUACCUAUGUGAUGACCCUGGAGGACCACUACCAUGCCAAUGUGGCCUACCACAACAGCCUCCACGCUGCAGAUGUCACUCAGUCUACUCAUGUACUGCUCUCCACUCCGGCACUAGAUGCGGUGUUCACUGAUCUAGAGAUACUAGCUGCGUUAUUUGCCGCUGCCAUCCACGAUGUUGACCAUCCAGGAGUGUCCAACCAAUUCCUCAUCAACACAAACUCCGAGCUGGCCCUGAUGUACAACGACGAGUCCGUGUUGGAGAACCAUCACCUCGCAGUGGGCUUCAAGCUGCUCCACGAGGACAACUGUGACAUCUUCCAGAACCUGAGCAAGAGGCAGAGGCAGAGCCUGAGGAAACUUGUUAUUGAUAUGGUUUUAGCCACAGAUAUGUCUAAACACAUGAGUUUGCUGGCAGACCUCAAGACGAUGGUGGAAACCAAGAAAGUGACAAGUUCUGGAGUUCUGCUGCUCGACCAUUACACUGAUCGGAUACAGGUGUUGAGGAACAUGGUGCACUGCGCUGACCUGAGCAAUCCCACGAAACCCCUGGCUGUGUAUCGACAAUGGACGGAGAGAAUCAUGGAGGAGUUCUUCAGGCAGGGCGACAAGGAGCGAGAGCGGGGGAUGGAGAUCAGUCCCAUGUGCGACAAACACACCGCAUCUGUGGAAAAGAGCCAGGUGGGCUUUAUUGACUACAUAGUCCACCCGCUGUGGGAGACAUGGGGGGACCUGGUGCACCCCGAUGCCCAGGACAUCUUGGACACUCUGGAGGACAACAGAGACUGGUACCAGAGCACUAUCCCGCAAAGCCCUUCGCCUCCUCCCGUCUGCCAGGAUAAGGAUCUAAACGUCUGCAUUGACAAGUUUCAGUUUGAGCUCACCCUCGACGACAGCUCUCCGAGAGAAGAGGGAGACGAGACUACGUCAAACCACGUGGCACAGGACUGCAGUCAGGGGGAGGAGGAGGAGGAGGAGGAGGAGGAAGAGGAGGAGGAGGAGGACCAGGGAAAUACAGAGAAAGACAUAAUGACAGAGGAGGAAAAUGAAGACAUAAUAGAAGAGGAAGACGAGGUGGCUAUGGAGGAAGAGGAGGUGGAGGAGGAGCUGAAAGCUCAUCAUUUGGAGGUGAGAUCUGAAAAGGAGAGACUUUCUGACACAAGUCCUGUAGAGGAAGAGGAAGAUUCUUCUUCACAAGCUGAAGAUACAUGAGUUCUGCUCCUGUGUCUCGCUCCUCCCUUGCACACAUUAUCUUGUUCAUCCUUUCAAUGGCCAAACCAAGAACAAAUAAGACUGCAAUGACAAUACAGACCUUUAAAUAUAUUUUUCAAAAAGGGAAUACAUUUAAAAUCGCUUAAAGAGAAGGUGAUUACACAGCAACUGUAGAUUUGAAGUGGUGACAAGUCCUCUAACUGACUUCACGGCAAACUUUAGACUAAAAGGAAUUUAGGAGAGCAUUAGUGACGGGCAACUGAAGACAGCGUAGCACUCUGGGACUGGAAUGCACACACACAAACACACAGGAAGUGACACGCUUGAAAACAUAGAAGGAGCAAGUCAUGAAUACACCGAUUGAACGUGCGUAUGCGCAUGCAUCAGUCAUGCAGUAUAAUUGGAGUGCAAAUGUACCCCUUCCUUUCUUGCAAACACACACACACACACACACACACACCUACACACACACAUACACACACUUGACUGUAUGUUUGCAUGUGUGCAUUUACACAAGGGACAUUGAUCAGUAAUGAAUCUCUUUGGAAAAAGCCAUCUCUUAAUGGAGUAUUAACUAGUGUUCAGUCAGUAUUAGUAAUUCAUGUUCGUUAGAACUUCAACAGAAACUGUUCUCCUCAGAAAAGCUACACACCAGGGUGACUUUUUUUUUUUCCAUUUCUGUCGGAAAGAAAAAUAAGAAAAUCCACAGAGUCGGAGGAGAAGAGAAGAAGAUAUCGAAGUAAAAGAAGAUGCUGCGACGAGGGGGCGUACCCCUUUUCCCUUUAUGAGGAGAGUGCUACUGGUGCAAGAUGGCUCUGUGCCUUUCUGAAACACCAGCUUCCUGAACGGAGCUGUCGUGAAGCAAUGCAUUGUGGACAGGAGUGUCUUGAUUUUGUUAUCAUUUUGUUUGUUGAUUGUCUCUUGUUAAAGAUCUCUCUUUACUGUUCAUGGUGUUGUGAUGUGUAUCUCACAUGUCCAGUUUAUGUGCUCAUAUGUUUUAAGCUAAAAGUCUUCCUUUGUUGCUCUUCUGGUAAUAUAACUCAGAACUCUAGAUGCAGAGCAAUCACCACCAACACCACCACAAACCACCAGUGGACUUUUUCCAGCUUAUGUUUUAUUUUCAUAUUAGAAUUAUUAUUAUUUUUUAAAAAUCUUUCUGAGAAUAAGCCAUGUGAUGAUUUGAAGCAUAAGUUUGGCAUAUUUUCUAUUUAAACAGUGCUAAAUAUGUUAAAGGGAUACCAGAAUUACUUCAUCAGCAGAACAAAUUUCCACUUGCCAUCUCAUACCCACUUGCACUGCGUGGUUAUGUCUUCUCAUACACAACGAUUCUCACCAAAGUACAGGAGGAGAUACUUCAGUGGGUGAAGUGAUUUGAAGGAAGAGAGAUGAAUAGGAAAAUCAGGGAGGCAGAAUGUUUGGAGAAAGAGCCCGUUGGUCUUGAAGUCCCCAAUCAUCCUCGUUAUGUUUGAUGCUUUUUUGCCUUAAUGUCAAAUGCAGGAUACAUACCUGCAAGUAUGUAGAUUUAUAAGAUGUAUAAUAGAUAUCCUAGUAUAUUUAUAUCACGUCUGUAUGCUUAUUUCUGUGAGUAUCAGUGUGUCUACAAUGUAUCCAGCAUUGCAUUUGGAGGAGAAAGGGGAACAUCGCUGCCAGUUAGUUGUCAUGUUGUUGCUGUGCUCGGACCAACGUAAAGAAUGUGUCGUUUUUUUUAACUGGGAUGGUAAACAAUAUUUAGCAACCUGGAGGCAUGCCGAGGAAAUAAGAAAUGAGAGGCGGUGAGAAUGAAUAAGGAUGUUUGAAUCUGACCAGAUUAUUGAUUUGUUGACAUGACGGAGUUGAUGCGUGCAUGAGUUUGUCCGCGUGACUUGUUGUGUUGUCACGAGUAAGCGAGUGAGGAACAGAAGGUAGAGGGGCGGGAUGCUAAAGAUGUCGUCAUAUGUUUCGUGGGUCCCUCACCGGCAUCACCACACUGUCGUUGAAUGGCGUUCAGUAUUCGAUCAGCACAGCUUAAAUAGGUCACGGUUUGUUUUGGGUAUUUUGAUUUUUUUCACAGGGUAAACAAACAAACCAACAAACAAAAGAACAUGAAUGUGGUUCUUUCUGAGGGUAAGUUUCUGCAGGUCAGUAACUGAGCUUAUCUGAAAUGACCACAGCUCGGUGCAACAGAAGCCUGUGUGUUUGAUCUGCUCCGUGGUCGGAUGGAGCAGAUCUGCCGGGCCACCACACAGGCUUUCAUCUUGUGGAAUGGGGAUCCAGGAUUACUAUUGCAGUUACUUAAAUACAGGAUUCCCAUAUGCAUCGGCCUUUUAUUUUGAAGAUGUUGCUUUGUUUUUGUGGCUUCUUGUUAUGUCAUAAGCUAUAAAAAACAUUAAUAUUUACUUGCCAUACAAACACGAUACUGUAGCAAUUGUUUCUUAUUAAGAAAAUUAUUCAAUUGAUUGAUUGCUGCCAUUCUUUUUAAAUGAUGAAAAGAAAACCAUGGGAAGUGUUUUCUUUCAACAGUUUGUGUACAGUUUAUUUUUAUAUCAUUCUGGUGGAUGGUCUGGAAAAUGAAUCACGUGUUGAUGAUAUAUAGCUAUAAGCAUUACCACUCUUGUAUAUAAUGUAAUAUUGGAUUGUAAAUGAUACAUUUAUCCAAGUCACACUGAUUGACAAACAACCCAUUAUAGGUUGUGAAGUGAAUCACUAGAACACUGCAGGCCACAUCCUCACCUUUUCAUUCUCUGGUUAUGUUCUCGCUCACAUGUGCUAACAUUUUUUUAAUCGUCCACAUUUAUUGUUAAAAUCAAAUAUAUUUGUACCAGCACUUUAUUUCGUCAGGUUUUGAGGCAGACAGUGUGUUUCAGGUAGUGUACAGUCUGUGCUGGUGGUUUGGUCAUUGGCAGUCACCUGUUGAUUAUAUUCCAUUGGGCCAAAUCACAAACCGUCAUUGUGCAGUAGUCAAUGUUAACCCCUGUUCUAGAGACAUAAUCAAACAAACGAGUCAUUCUCUAUUAAAGGUCCAUGUGAGAUUGAACUAAUUUGACUGAUAAAGUCAAAUGUAAGAAGAUGGAGUCACAUGGGAUGUGACAUUUUCAAAGGAAAUAAAUGUGUCCUUAUCUAACUUGGCCAUUUCUAGUACUAUCAACACCUCUAUUUAUUAGUAACUUUAAUCAUUAGCCUGAUAGCCUACAUGUCCGUCCAGUGGUGGCCUAACUAGCUGGUUCCCAUCUGGGUUGCUGUCAGGUCACUUUGUCGCAGAAUGAUUCCUCUGUGAAUAAUUCUCUGGGCUUUAAUUCAUGUGUUUAUUCACAAGUAAGAAAGAUUAUUUAAGGGGCAAAAACAACAUGAAAUGAUUGUAAUAUUUGUAAAUGAUCUUGCUGUAAUGUGUAAAAUGUGUCCAAGUUAUUUUUUAUUAUAUUAUUUUUAUGAAAGUUUUUCCUCUCAACAGAGCUGAGGUGUCAUUUUGUGAAUAAAUGCAUUUAAUAAGCAAACAUCUAUAUAUAAAACAAUACUAUAGUAUAUCAGUAUAUUUUUCUUUUAUUUCACUGUUCGGUACUGUAAAGUGUGUUAAAAAUACAAAUAAAGUAAGUUUUUUAUAUUAAAUGCAA
Molecule: messenger RNA, 7879 nt
Organism: Cyclopterus lumpus (lumpfish)
Lineage: Eukaryota; Metazoa; Chordata; Actinopteri; Perciformes; Cyclopteridae
Gene: pde4a
Product: phosphodiesterase 4A, cAMP-specific
Exons: 10
Coding region: 2430-4292 (620 amino acids)
Biological process (GO): signal transduction
Cellular component (GO): perinuclear region of cytoplasm; cytosol; nucleus
Molecular function (GO): 3',5'-cyclic-AMP phosphodiesterase activity
Source: RefSeq, a predicted model, not a curated record